GACCAUGCUCAACCCCAGGUGCAUUCCAUUUCUCCCUCCACCCUGUCCGCCCUUUUGGAGGGAACUCAAAAAUCUUGAGAGAGAGACGCGGCGCUUGCCAUCCCCUUCGGCGGAAAGAUGGCGCCCAAGGCCGACAGCGUCGAAGGCAUCGUUCUGAGCUUCGUCAAUGAGCAAAAUAGACCACUAAAUUCUCAGAAUGUUGCUGAUGCACUUCAAAAGUAUAAUCUCAAAAAGACUGCAGUCCAGAAAGCAUUGGAUGCAUUAGCUGAUAGUGGACAAAUUUCAUUCAAGGAGUAUGGCAAACAGAAGAUUUACCUUGCUCGGCAAGAUCAAUUUAAGAUACCUAAUGGACAAGAGCUUGAUCAGAUGAAGGAGGAAAAUAGCAAGCUACAGGAAGAACUUCAAGUCCAAAAGAAAGCGAUAAAUGAGGUUGAGACUGAAAUUCGAGCUCUGCAGUCAAACUUGACAUUGGAAGAGAUACUUGCUAAAGAGGCUAAACUCCAUAUUGAGGUCCAUGAAAUGGAAGAAAAAUUGAAGAAAUUGCAUGGUGGGGUUGUUUUAGUGAAACCCGAAGACAAAAAGGUAAUUGAAGAAACAUAUUCUGAGAAGAUCAAUCAGUGGAGAAAGCGCAAGAGGAUGUUCAAAGAUCUAUGGGAUGCUAUAACUGAAAACUCACCCAAGGAUCUCAAAGAAUUUAAGGAGGAGCUUGGUAUCGAGUACGAUGAAGAUGUUGGAGUUGGCUUACAGUCGUAUUGUGAAUUGUUGAAUCUCAGUAAGAAGAGAAGAAUGGCCUAGUAAUAUAUCUUCUGCUAUGUUUCCUGGGGAUUGGGCUUUGUUCUCCUCCCAUUUUUUCACCUUCCCCAAGUAAAUAUGUUCAAACAGAUUGAUAGUUUGUAUAUUCUAAAGAGGAAGGAGAAUGAUCUGCGGUACUCCAUCUA
Elaeis guineensis (African oil palm) is the source of this 938-nucleotide messenger RNA. RefSeq names its product homologous-pairing protein 2 homolog. The record is from RefSeq and is a predicted model, not a curated record. Gene Ontology annotation, cellular component: DNA recombinase auxiliary factor complex; condensed nuclear chromosome. NCBI's taxonomy places the organism in Eukaryota, Viridiplantae, Streptophyta, Magnoliopsida, Arecales, Arecaceae. Gene Ontology annotation, biological process: meiotic joint molecule formation; homologous chromosome pairing at meiosis; meiotic strand invasion involved in reciprocal meiotic recombination. Gene Ontology annotation, molecular function: recombinase activator activity; double-stranded DNA binding.